This is a messenger RNA of Fusarium sp. VM40, 819 nucleotides long. Lineage: Eukaryota; Fungi; Ascomycota; Sordariomycetes; Hypocreales; Nectriaceae. The record is from the annotation of a GenBank genome assembly.
AUGUCCUCAGGAAAAGAAGAAGGAGAACCCAUGGUCAUCAGUUCGAGUGAUGACGAGGGUCUCGUCGUUGUCAAUAACUCCCUGACUGCCGAUCACCUGCCCCUCGGCGAACAUGAUGAAGAGGAUCGACAGUCUGCGACUAGAAUCUGCGAACUACUGAACGAACACAGGGAAAGCAUGCCCCGAUCAGUCCGCGAUAAAAUCAUCAAGAUGCUGAAGGACGGCAUCUUCCACCACACAGCCGCAUCCAAGAUCCGACCCUCCAAGCACCAACUGUGCCAGAAGAUGUGGGACUCGGAGGCCAGGGCACCAAACUGGAUCCAUAUCACCUAUGAGAACUGGUUCAUUCUCUCCGGCGUCUAUGACCAGAAGAAGCUGUCUGAAAGUACUGGCGGUAACAGUAUCAUGAAGGCUCUCCAACGCAGAUACGGGUAUGAUCUUAGUACCAAUCUCGCCUACAGGAACGGACUCCUUAACGCGGGACUUCAUGCGCGAGAGUUUGUAACUCAGAUCAGCUCAAUUGUAUUGAUACACGAGGAAAGGUUCGCCAAGCAAGAGCUCGACACCGAAAAGCUAAAGCUCGCGAACGAAAAGCGAGAUUUAGACAUCGAAAAGCUAAAGCUCGAGAUUGAAAAGCUAAAGCUAGACAAUAAAAAGCUUCACGAUCAGGUCGGAGCUGUAGAACUGGGAGACAAAAGUUUUCGCGAUCAGGUCGAAGCCAGCUCUUCUGCUGCCAAUGACGGAUUCUACGACAUGGACUAUUGCCGAGAUGAGGAUGAUGAUGAGUAUUAUGAUGACCCGAGGUUAUGGGAAGAUUGA